CUCUGUCACCCAGGCUGGAGUGCAGUGGCACAAUCUCGGCUCACUGCAAGCUCCGCCUCCCGGGUUCACGCCAUUCUCCUGCCUCAGCCUCCCGAGUAGCUGGGACUACAGGCGCCCGUCACCACGCCCGGCUAAUUUUUUGUAUUUUUAGUAGAGACGGGGUUUCACUGUGUUAGCCAGGAUGGUCUCGAUUUCCUGACCUCGUGAUCCGCCUGCCUUUGCCUCCCAAAGUGCUGGGAUUACAAGCGUGAGCCACCGCACCCAGCUGGCUGGUUUCUCAAAUACAUCUCGGACACAGUACUAAUGAGGGUCUGUGUAGUCCAUGUGCGAGGUGGGUGGGAUGGCCCUUCCUUCCAUCACCUGCCCUCUUCACCCUGCUUGGCCACUUUACACGUGACCCUAUUUUUUGAAUGUUUUUUCUUGUCAACUUUGGAUGCUAACUUUUUUCUUUUUUUCGAGACAGAGUCUUGCUCUGUCACCAGGCUGGAGUGCAGUGGUGCGAUCUUGGCUCACUGCAAGCUCCGCCUCCCUGGUUCACGCCAUUCUCCUGCCUUGGCCUCCCGAGUAGCUGGGACUACAGGUGCCCGCCACCAUGCCCGGCUAAUUUUUUUGUAUUUUUCGUAGAGAUGAGGUUUCACCGUGUUAGCCAGGAUGGUCUCGAUCUCCUGACCUUGUGAUCCGCCCGCCUUGGCCUCCCAAAGUGCUGCGAUUACAGGCGUGAACCACCACACCCGGCCUGGAUGUUAAACUUUUUCACAGGCAGGCCCCGCUCUUUACGCUAGGAUGCCCCACGUUGCUGGUCCUCCAGGUAUCUCCUGCCCUUGCUCCUGCCCCUCCCCGUUCUGCCUGGCUCUCAGGCCAUCUGCCUCUAAGGCACCCCUAGAGCACUGGCUCUGGGGUUCUGUUUCGCAGCCCUGCACACUCCCAGAUGUCUAAGCCUUCCCAACCCGUUCAUCUCGCAGCCUGUGUUCCAAACAGAAACAUCCAUAGUGAUCUAGGCAGCACGGGGCACCGUGUCCAUGUCUGGAGCUCUGCAGAGGGCAAAGCUCUUCCCUCCCCUGGUUCCCUCUCCAUCCCACGACGUGCUGAUGUGCAGGCCCCAGCUUCUUGCUCCCAUUCCUCCUCAAGGCAGAGUGAUGGCAGCGCGUGCCCGUGUGAGGCAAGAGAGGGGCUCUGGGCCCAGGAAGCACCCCAUGGUUAUGGCCUGUGUGAAGGGGCAUCCUUUUCACCCACGGAAGCCCGUUUGUGUGUCUGUGCUGGAGUCUGCCUUUCCGAGGAACACCGUGGCCUCCAGCCCACAGCCAGCCUGCCUGUUCUGCCACUGGAUCUGGGCUGGCUGGGCCUCCUCGGUGGCCAGGAUGUCUGAACCCGCAACCAUGGUCGUGCCACUAGCCAGCUCGGAAGCCCAGACCGUGCAGUCCCUCGGCUUCGCCAUCUACCGCGCGCUGGACUGGGGGCUGGACGAGAGCGAGGAGCGCGAACUCAGCCCACAGCUGGAGCGGCUCAUCGACCUCAUGGCCAACAACGACAGCGAGGACAGCGGCUGCGGUGCUGCCGAUGAGGGCUACGGGGGUCCCGAGGAGGAGGAGGAGGCCGAGGGCGUCCCCCGCAGCGUGCGCACCUUCGCCCAGGCCAUGCGGCUGUGCGCGGCGCGGCUGACCGACCCCCGGGGCGCACAGGCGCAUUACCAGGCCGUGUGCCGCGCCCUCUUCGUGGAGACGCUGGAGCUGCGGGCCUUCCUGGCCAGGGUCCGGGAGGCCAAGGAGAUGCUGCAGAAGCUUCGGGAGGACGAGCCGCAGGUGGAGACGCCCCGGGCAGAGCUGGACAGCCUGGGUCACACAGACUGGGCCCGACUGUGGGUUCAGCUCAUGCGGGAGCUCCGCCAUGGAGUGAAGCUGAAGAAGGUGCAGGAGCAGGAGUUCAACCCCCUCCCCACCGAGUUCCAGCUCACGCCCUUCGAGAUGCUGAUGCAGGACAUCCGGGCCCGGAACUACAAGCUGCGCAAGGUCAUGGUGGAUGGGGACAUCCCGCCCCGGGUGAAGAAGGACGCUCACGAGCUCAUCCUGGACUUUAUCCGCUCACGGCCUCCACUGAAGCAGGUCUCCGAGAGGCGGCUGCGCCCGUUGCCACCGAAGCAAAGGUCUCUGCACGAGAAGAUCCUGGAGGAGAUCAAGCAGGAGCGGAGGCUGCGCCCGGUGCGGGGCGAGGGCUGGGCUGCCCGCGGGUUUGGCUCUCUGCCCUGCAUCCUCAACGCCUGCUCUGGAGAUGCCAAGUCCACGUCCUGCAUCAACCUGUCAGUCACAGAUGCUGGGGGCAGCGCCCAGCGCCCGCGGCCCCGCGUGCUGCUCAAGGCACCCACCUUGGCCGAAAUGGAAGAGAUGAACACGUCUGAGGAAGAAGAGUCUCCAUGUGGGGAGGUGACGCUGAAACGGGACCGCUCCUUCUCAGAGCACGACCUGGCCCAGCUCCGAAGUGAGGUGGCCUCUGGCAUGCAGUCGGCCACCCAGCCCCCAGGAGGGAUGGAGCCACCACGGCCCCGAGCUGGCAGCGCCCAUGCGUGGAGGCCUGGCUCCCGAGACCAGGGUACCUGUCCUGCGAGUGUCUCUGACCCCAGCCACCCCCUACUCAGCAACCGGGGCUCCUCAGGGGACAGACCCGAGGCCUCCACGACCCCUGAUGCCAAACACCUGUGGCUGGAGUUCAGCCACCCCGUGGAGAGCCUGGCGCUGACCGUGGAGGAGGUGAUGGACGUGCGCCGUGUGCUGGUGAAGGCCGAGAUGGAAAAGUUUUUGCAGAACAAGGAGCUCUUCAGCAGUCUGAAGAAGGGGAAGAUUUGCUGCUGCUGCCGGACCAAGUUCCCGCUGUUCUCGUGGCCGCCCACCUGUCUCUUCUGCAAGAGAGCUGUCUGCACUUCCUGUAGCAUAAAGGUGAAGAUGCCGUCUAAGAAGUUUGGACACAUCCCUGUCUACACACUGGGCUUUGAGAGUCCUCAGAGGGUAUCAGCUGCCAAAACUGCGCCAAUCCAGAGAAGAGACAUCUUUCAGUCUCUGCAAGGGCCACAGUGGCAGAGCGUGGAGGAGGUGUUCCCUCACAUCUACUCCCACGGCUGUGUCCUGAAGGACGUCUGCAGUGAGUGCACCGGCUUUGUGGCAGAUGUGGUACGUUCCAGCCGCAAGAGCGUGGAUGUCCUCAACACUACGCCACGACGCAGUCGCCAGACCCAAUCCCUCUACAUCCCAAACACCAGGACUCUCGAUUUCAAGUGACAGCCCCAGGUGGCCAGGCCUCCAGGAGGCACCAGGCAGGCCCUGUACCAGGCUAGGACGCUGUGAGCUGUGCAUGUACAUAUAUACAUAUAUAGAUACGUUUAUAAUAUAUACACACAGCCUAUAUAUUUAUA
Symphalangus syndactylus (siamang) is the source of this 3400-nucleotide messenger RNA. It is a transcript of the gene SPIRE2, whose product is annotated as spire type actin nucleation factor 2. Gene Ontology annotation, cellular component: cytoplasmic vesicle membrane; cell cortex. Gene Ontology annotation, biological process: intracellular transport; polar body extrusion after meiotic divisions; actin filament network formation. NCBI's taxonomy places the organism in Eukaryota, Metazoa, Chordata, Mammalia, Primates, Hylobatidae. Gene Ontology annotation, molecular function: microtubule binding; actin binding. The record is from RefSeq and is a predicted model, not a curated record.